UCAGCUCAAUAUAAAAAUUUACACUUUGGAUUUAUUUGUGUAUGUUACAAAUAUUUGCAAUAAUCAAGCAGUCCUAACUAAUGUUUAUAAUAAAUCUAAUUUCUUCUCAUAUCCCCUUUGCUGCCUUCAAUCUAGCAUCUUCCUGUGGUAAACGAACUGGGAAGUCUGCAGAUACUAUUACAAAGAAAAGCACCAAAAAUACUUGAGGAACACAAAAAACAGGGAGCCUUAAAACUGAGACAAGGAAGCUCCUUGUCAAAGUUUGCAUCAGUCACUUGGUGGAGAAGCAUGGAUUGUAAGUACAUACUUUCAUACAUACAUACAUACUACAUAUAUAGAGUGGAAGUGUAUACAUAGAUAUGCAUUUUUAUUUCAGUCAUUCAAUUCACUAAUUUAGAUUUUGAUUUCUGUUCUUCCAUUCAACCCCUUAAGUUACCCAACAAGUGCUGAGAAGGUGACUUUAGCCAAGACAAUCAUCGCCACUUUCCCAUCCUUGAGAGUUCAGAUUGAAGGAAAAGGAGAGGGAUUUGUAAGUAGAAUUUGCCUAAAUCCAAAAAGUGUCUUCAUUAUUAGGGCUGGACGAUAUAGAAAAAAGCAUAUAGAUAAAAAAAAUCAGGUCAUUUACAAUAAUUAUUGAAAAAUAUUGAUAAAAAAUGUUGAAAAUAUCUCAAGUGCAGCCCUUCCCAUUUUAUGCUAUUCACUAGCAUUACCCAGCAGCGGCAGACAGCUGUGCUGCAGAUCAUGUGUAAAAAUGACAACACUGGUGUGGUGUGUAGCUCUGAAGCUUUGUCCUAAACACUUUUUUUUAUUUAUAUUUUAUUGAACAUUCAGCAGUCAUGUUACAUGAGAACCUCUUUUCCAAAUACAUCCCCAAGUUUUUGCUUGAAUAAGUAUUUUCUGUGAUUCGGUAUUUAAAACGGGAAAGAAAAAAAUCUAAAUAUAUAGGAAAUGGGGGAACUUGGUCUUUAAGCUUUUAUUAUUGUCAGUAAUCCAAACUAAUGUUUUGCUGUUGGAUUUUUUUCAUUCUUUUUCAACACAGGAGCAUUUUUAUGAUCCAUUAUCACAUUCUGGAUUCCUGGAAAUGAGACUGCGUAAUAUCCGUCGAAAGCUUGAAGCGGGUCAGCGUCGUUACUCAAAGCGCAAGAUAAGCUGUGAUACUGGAAUGGAAUCAGAACAGGACCAGGGGGAGAGCAGUGCAACCAAUGAGUGGAUCACCCUCAUGAAACGACUCAGGCCCUCUUCAGAGAACAUCUCUUCAAUUAAAUCUGCUAUGGAAAACACGUACACAAGGCGUAGGUCAUGGAUAUCAAAAAAGAAUCCCACAAUGGCUGAAAUUUUGGAAGAAUAUCCACGCUUUCUGGACAUGCCUAAUCUGCUGGAUAUUGAGUUCGGAAGAAUGACUCAUGGCAAGACGGAGCUGUUUAUCAGACGAUGGGAAGUCAGCAUAAUUCCAAAACUGAAAUCUUUGGCUACCAUGGAAGGAGGGGAUGUUUCAUUGCUAACAGAGGGGAUGGAAGACCAAACUGAUGAUGAAAAGUGCUACACAAUGCUGGUUGUUCUCACACAUCUUCUGCCACCAUUGCCUGGGAGUCGAUGCAGCAUUAAGUCUGCAAUAUCGUUCCUGGUUGAUUUUGUACCGGCUGGGACCAGCAUUGCGUCCCUCUGCAGCAACUCUGAGGUGGCACAAGGCACCCAACCACAGUUGAUCUGCAUCGGCAAUUUGAAGAGUGCAACUCGCCAGUACAUUAUCGUUGCAAGCAAUGACGGUGUGACCAUUCCAGUAAAUGAUGGCCUGACAUGUGCAUUGGACAAGCUGUUCAAGCUCUACUGGGUUUGCAACUUGGCCUAUCCACCCCAGCUCAGCUCUGUGUUCACUUUCUUCGAAUACAUCUACGAAGUUACCAUCUCAACCAACCGGAAAGCCAAGGUACUGGAACUGAUCUCCAAGCUUCAAGCUGCACAGUAAAGC
Messenger RNA from Nothobranchius furzeri (turquoise killifish), 1969 nucleotides. RefSeq lists its product as uncharacterized. NCBI's taxonomy places the organism in Eukaryota, Metazoa, Chordata, Actinopteri, Cyprinodontiformes, Nothobranchiidae. The record is from RefSeq and is a predicted model, not a curated record.